Molecule: messenger RNA, 1020 nt
Organism: Medioppia subpectinata
Lineage: Eukaryota; Metazoa; Arthropoda; Arachnida; Sarcoptiformes; Oppiidae
Source: the annotation of a GenBank genome assembly
ACAGCGUUGGCCGCACUGGAGAGCGCCCGACACGCGUUGGCCUUUGGCUCAGGUAUGGGCGCUAUCGUCACCGUCGGAAACCUAUUGUCGGCCGGCGAUUAUGUGCUCUCAUCCGACAGUAUAUACGGCUGUAGUCACCGGUAUUUCACCCAAUGUCUGCGCCCUCAGGGCUAUGACGUCCAGUUCGCCGACUUUACCGAUUUGGCGGCAGUGGCCGACAAACUGCGGCCCAACACACGGCUCGUGUGGGUGGAGGCCCUCUCCAACCCACGUAUGAAACUCGUGGACCUGAAAGCCCUGUGCGAACUCAGGGACCGAUUGGCCCCGAAGGCCAUUAUCGGUGUGGAUAACACUUUCAUGAGUCCACUGUGUUUUCGGCCGCUAGACUUCGGCGCCGAUCUGUCCUUACAUUCGGUCACCAAAUAUAUCAACGGCCAUUCAGACGUAACUAUGGGCGCAAUUAUGACCAAUCGGGAGGAUCUGUACACAAAACUGUCGGGACUCCAAAAUACCGUGGGAACCGUUAGCUCACCGUUUGACUGCUUUCUCGCCAAUCGGGGCCUCAAGACUCUGAGCCUCCGUAUGGCUGUCCACCAAAGCAACGGUUUAUCCGUCGCCCGAUUCCUAGAAUCACAUCCUAUGAUCACUCAAGUCCUGCAUCCGGGCCUCGAGUCUCACCCGCAGUACGAGUUGGCCCACAGACAGUGCCGGGGCUUUAGCGGAAUGAUAUUGUUCCGAUUGAAGGGAACGGCCGCUGAGGCGAAGGCAUUCCUCCUGAGCCUGAAAUACGUGCGAAACGCGUGUAGUUUGGGUGGAGUGGUGUCCAACAUAUGGGCGCUCCGGGAUCUGCCCGACAAUGCACUCAAGGCUUUGGGAGUUGACGAACAAAUGUUUCGCCUAUCGGUCGGCAUCGAAGACGUCGAGGAUCUGAUCCAAGACUUGGCCACAGCUCUCGAGUGCGCCCGACUGUCGCUCGACGCUUGGAUUUUAUUUUUAAGUUGUGAUGGAUUUAAACAAUAA